GUACAGAUGGUGUGGGAACUUCUUCAUAUCAUCUUAUUGUAAAGAUUCACCACCUUCUUUGUUUUGUUCAUCACAGCAGAAGCCCUGCUUUGUACAUAUUAUUUUCUGAUCUUAUAUAAGGAGACAGUCACAGAAGUUUGUUGAAGUCAAACAGCAGUCAAAGGACACAUUGUGAAACCAUGACAAAGAAUAAGAUAUUUGGCUCAAACAACUCAGACUCAAUUCUAUUCUGGAUAGCUACCAUCUACACCUUUUUUCUAUCAAUUGACUGUUCAUGUGAUUCUCCCCCAAGAUUUUCAUAUGCACAGCUGAAAACAGAACACAUGGAUACAAAUAUUUUCCCCACAGAUUCAAUUGUGGGGUACGAAUGUCGGCCUGGAUACUUGAAAAUCCGCUUUAAAAAAAAUUACAUACGGUGUUUGGCUAAUACAACAUGGUCAAAACUAGAUGAAUUCUGCAAAAAGAAACUCUGUAUAUACCCUGGUGAAGCAUUUAAUGGAUAUUUUAAGGAAACAGAUUUUUCUGUUGGAUCAAGGGUAACUUAUUUCUGUGAAAAGGGAUAUACAAUGAUCUCAAAGAUAAAUUACAGAUACUGUCAAGCAGAUGGAAGUUGGAGUAAUUCUAUUCCAGUAUGUGAAGUUGUUACUUGUCCACCUCCAGAAAAUAUACUCGGUGUAAAAUUUUCUCCACAAAAAGAAGAAUAUAUAUACUUGGAGUCUGUGAAGUACCAAUGCAUUGCUCAUAACCUUGAGAUCAUGGGUGAACGUAACGUUUUCUGUACAGAGAAUGGGACCUGGAGCAAUCCUCCUCCUAAAUGCAUAGAUGUUAACUGCCCUAAUCCUGUGGUGCCCAAUUCAAAGAAAUUGUCAGGAUUUAUGGGUCCAUAUAAACUGAAUUAUGCUGUUAGAUUUGAAUGUCACAAAGGUUUGCAAAUGAAAGGAUCAGACACUAUAACAUGUGGUAUUGAUAGUCAGUGGAAGCCACAAAUUCCCAGCUGCCUCCAUGUCAACUGCCCUAAUCCUGUGGUGCCCAAUUCAAAGAAGUUGGCAGCAUUUAUGGGUCCAUAUAAACUAAAUGAUAUUGUUAGAUUUGAAUGUCUUAAAGGUUUUGCAAUGCAAGGAUCUGACACUAUAACAUGCAGCAUUGAUAGUCAGUGGAAACCAGAAAUACCCAGCUGCCUCUAUUUAAACUGUCCAUCUCCACAUGUCCCACAUUCAAAAAUGCUUUCUAAACUAAUCGGUCCAUACUUGCCAAAUUCUACUCUAAGAUUUCAGUGUGUCGAAGGUUUCAGCAUGUAUGGAUCUGACACUGUGAUGUGCAGUUCUGAAGGUGUAUGGGAGCCAUUAUUACCCAGAUGUCUUGAUGUCAACUGCCCUAAUCCUGUGGUGCCCAAUUCAAAGAAGUUGUCAGGAUUUAUUGGUCCAUAUAAACUGAAUUAUGCUGUUAGAUUUGAAUGUCUUGAAGGUUUGCAAAUGAAAGGAUCUGACAUUAUAACAUGUGGUAUUCAUGGUCAGUGGAAACCACAAAUACCCAGUUGCCUCCGAGAAGCCUGUCCAGAGCCUGUAGUGCCUCAUGGCAUCAUAAAGAAGCCAGAAAACAUCUUAACUGUAACUUCUGAAGGAUAUAGUGUGGGACAAAAGGUUAAAAUAGAAUGUGACUUUGAUUUUGGAUUAAACAGACAUCACAUUUUAACCUGUGGAUCAGAUUUACAUUGGUAUCCAAGCAUUUCAGUGUGCCAUCCAAAACAUUUCUGCACUGAACCUAAAGUUUUUCAUGGACAAAUAAAAAAUGGGACACCAGUUUACUUAAUAAAUGGAGUUGAAAAGGGUUAUAAUGUUGGUGAUGUUAUAAAAGUGAAAUGUGAUUACAAACACCAUUUAAAAGGAAAAAACUCUAUAUUUUGUGGAUCUGAUAUGAAGUGGCAUCCUAGAAUUCCUAUCUGUGAGCACAGACUUGGGUGCAGUUAUCCAGAAAUAAAAAAUGGGCUGAUUGUUCUAAGAAAUGGAGAUGCUUAUAAUCCAAAACUGAAUUUUUCCUUCUUUUUGGGCGACACAGUCCGUGUAAAGUGCAGACCAGGUUUUGGAAUGUAUGGAAAUGAAAGCAGUAAAUGUAGUGGAUAUUUUGAAUGGUCACCAGAUCUUCCAGUUUGUGUCCAAGGCAACAAACAUCAAUAAAGAAAUUUUCAGCUAUGUAUUCUGAUAAUGAAGAAGCAAACCAAGUAAACUUAAAUGUCUAUUUUACAGAUCUCUUCACCUAUCUUAACAGGAAAUUACUUAUCACUAAAUCAAGCAAGAUCAGCAUUUCAAUGUAAAAUUAAAUAUGAGUUACAAUAAAUAUUAUUGUUUUUAUAGCAGAAUAAAUAGCUUUGCUUUUGCUUUUCUCUUAUUA
Molecule: messenger RNA, 2388 nt
Organism: Xenopus laevis (African clawed frog)
Lineage: Eukaryota; Metazoa; Chordata; Amphibia; Anura; Pipidae
Gene: csmd1.L
Product: CUB and Sushi multiple domains 1 L homeolog
Source: RefSeq, marked provisional